This is a messenger RNA of Penicillium lagena, 4458 nucleotides long. Its product is annotated as CCR4-NOT core ubiquitin-protein ligase subunit MOT2. The transcript is spliced from 7 exons. Gene Ontology annotation, biological process: protein ubiquitination. Gene Ontology annotation, cellular component: CCR4-NOT complex. NCBI's taxonomy places the organism in Eukaryota, Fungi, Ascomycota, Eurotiomycetes, Eurotiales, Aspergillaceae. Gene Ontology annotation, molecular function: ubiquitin-protein transferase activity; nucleic acid binding. Bases 1 to 4458 code for a protein of 1485 amino acids. The record is from RefSeq and is a predicted model, not a curated record.
AUGUCUAGUCGCCAACAGAUCGACUCAGUCAUCGACGACGAUGAUGAGUUCUGCCCCCUUUGCAUCGAAGAGUUCGAUCUCUCGGACAAGAACUUCAAGCCCUGUCCCUGUGGGUAUCAGAUUUGCCAAUUCUGCUACAACAAUAUCAAAACCCACAGCGAGGAAGGUCGAUGCCCGAACUGCCGACGCUCUUACGACGACAGCACGAUCGAGUACAAGGUUCCAAAUGCGGAUGAGUUCAAAGCAGACUUGGCCUUGAAACACCGCAAGGCCGCAGCAGCAAAGAAGAAGGAGGCAGAGAAACGAGAAAUCGAAGCGUCCAGCCGAAAGAACUUGGCCGGGGUUCGCGUUGUCCAGAAGAACCUGGUCUACGUGAUCGGCCUCAACCCGACGAUACGGGACGAAAAUCAACUUCUCCAAACUCUCCGUGGAAGAGAUUACUUUGGGCAAUAUGGAGAUAUCGAAAAGAUCGUGGUCAGCAAGGCGAAGCCUGGCGGCAAUCCCAAUCAGGGUAUUGGUGUCUACGUUACGUUCUCGCGGAAGCUCGAUGCUGCUACAUGCAUCGCUGCCGUGGAUGGAUCGGCGAAUGGUGACCGGGUUCUAAGGGCUCAAUACGGAACGACCAAGUAUUGCUCGUCUUUUCUUCGCAAUGAGCAGUGCAAUAACCGCAACUGCACAUUCUUGCAUGAGACCGGAGAGGAUAGUGAUAGCUACAGCCGUCAGGAUCUUUCGUCGAUGAACACAUUGUCCAGCCAACGCCCAUCUCACCCCAGUGCUCGUGCCACCCAACCGGUCUCCCACCCCAUACGCCGUCAGCCGAGUAAGGACGAUUCCAUCAGUGGCCGUCCUGGUAUUCUAGAUGGACCGGCCUUGCCCUCAUCCGCAAGCUGGGCGAACACCAACGCUCCUAUCAGUCGGACGAGGCGAGCCAGUCUUACCGGGAGCCAGGCUUCUCAGAGCCCACGACCUGUGAGCGCCACAAUCGCGACCUCCACUGAAGAUCACAAGCGCAGUGAGAAACCUUCGCCGGUUACUCAGGAUGCCCAACGACCAUCGCUGCCCCCCACUCGAUCGCUGGCAACCGCGUCCCGCCAAGCUCCUAUCAAGGCGGAAACACCUUUUGACAGUCUGUUGAAAGCAGUCACGUCUCCCGACUUCAAGUUUGUUUUCUCGGCCUCCGAGUUGUCACCAGAUGAAGCUGCCAUGAUCCUAAACUACCCGUCUUUCAUUGAUCCGUACGGGGGUGUGAAGAGAAGGGCAAUGCGCGAGAAGGUUGAGCAAGAACGCGUCAAGCGUGAGCAUGAGCUUCUUCAGUCUUCCACCGAAGAUGAGGGACCUGAAGCCGGUAGCUUGCAGCUGGGUGGAGAACCAGAAGAGGCCAAUGCACCCCGAGGUCGUCAAAGCCGUGAAUCCCAUGGAGCUAUCCAACCACCUUCCCAGCAAGGCACUGCAGACAACUCCACUGUCGGCUCCCCUCAACAGCAAUUGAUGCUACUGAAAUCUGCGAGCAACCAGCAGGCUGGUCUAGCUGAUCCCUUGAGCUCUGCUGCCUUGGAUCAAGCUGCUCAGGUUCGUCAAGGUCUCCUACAUAGUCAAAUGGCGCAGUUCAAUGCCUUACAGGCGCAGAAUCGGCAGUCGUCCCGUUUCGCCUUUGCCAACGAGGCCGGUUCGAAGAAUGUCCCCAACCCACGAUUGUUGGGUCAGAUGCAAUCCGGAACUCCAAACCCCCUGUCUGCUCCCAGUCCUCAACAGGCUCUUGCGGGCGGUUUCUACGCAAGUGGUGCUCAGGGCCCCCCGCCAGGCUUGAAGACCGCUGGUACACCCCCCAUUAGCGGAGGUGGGAUGUUUGCACAAGGACAUGGUUUCACGUCAAACAACAACCUUGGACUCGGAUCCAACAUCGGAAAGCAAGAAGCGACGCCGGAGCUGAUGCGUGAGUUGUUGCGUGGCCGAGGUGGCACGAAUGUGGGUGGCUUGCAAGGCCAGGAAAAUACUAAGCGUGAGUCCCUAUUUCCUUUUUUCCAACAGCACAAUACCCCAUCUCCCAUGACUCCUACGAAUGGCCUUCUCAGCUCUUUCUAUGGGCCCCAGCUGGGAGCAUAUCCUGAAUCUGGUGGCCCACAGAAGCAGAAGAAGAAGGGGAAGAAGCACAGACACGCUAACACUUCCUCCGGCGGAGGUGGUGUAGUAGAUCUUGCGGACCCGAGCAUUUUGCAAGCGAGAAUGCAUCAGGUCGGCGCGAACGCUGGUGCUGGGCAAGCGUUGUACGGGAGUCAAGGCCAAGUGGAUGAGGAGUUUCCUCCGCUCGGUAUGCAGUCGAAAGAACGCCGACCUGUCGACAGUUUUGGCUUUCUCAAAUCCAGCGACUCGUCCAUCCGCGCCGGGACCCCAAAUCUGCCCCCUGGUCUGCCGGUUCCCCACGCUCAUCCCGGUUCGGGUACCUUUCAGGACCACCUGACUGCUUCUAAUCGUUCAUCCCCUGCUCCCAUGCCGCCCCCUGGCCUGGGUGGAGAAUUGUCCUCUGGAUUUGGUACACCGAAAAAUGACGACGCUUUGUCUCGCCCUUCAACCCCUCCCAUCGGUGUUAAUACAACACGUCCUUCCAGUCAUGUCAAAGAUGCAUCUCAGAUAUCGUUUGGCUCGCCCGUGCCGAAAUCUGCCACCAAGACUGAAGGCCGCCUCAAGGACGACUUUUCAAUCGCCCCCGGCAAGAUUGAUUCCGCUGUUAGACUUGGCUCUGAGGCGAACUUGUCUUCCGUCGAAAAAGUAAAUCCGAUCAAGCUCAAUACGUCAGUUGGUACUGCCCAGCCUCAAGAAGCUGUUUCUGCCAAGAUUGAGUCGCAUCCUGCUCAAGCCUCUGCAAUUGGAUCGCGCCCGAACUCGCCAUUCACUACUGCAUCGCGAAUUUCUGACUCUUCGGGGCCUCGCCAACCUCGUGUACUGCGUGUGGUGGACACCCCCAAGGCCGAAACUCCACCAGUCCCGACUGCUCCAUCUGUCGCAUCGUUUGCGGGAACAGGUGGCGCAAGAUCCCGCAAACAAAGCAUAUCGUCCAACAGUCGUCCGGAUACCCCGAUUGAGUUUGGGUCCGAGGCUGACUUUUAUGCGUCCGGUUCUGUGUCUCGCGCCAGCUCGCCUCCAGCUUCUAACCGUAUCGGCUCUGCCCCAGUUCGGGCCAUUACCAAGAGCCAAGCCAAGAAGGAGCGACGACAGAAGGCUAAAGAAGCAGAGGCAAAGAAGGUCGAGACCGUUCCUGCAGUUGAGGAAACUGUGCAAGCUCCAAUCCUUGGAAGAAAGCGCAAAACCAAGAAGCCUGCCAACAGCAUUGUUGAGUCUGGUAGCGUAGCUGCCGACGCUGUGCCGGAGAGUGUGACUGCAGCCAAGCCAGACAAGUCUUCUCCAAAGAAGAAUCAACCCAAAACUGAUUCUUCCAAGAACGUGAAAGAAAAGGAAGAACUGGCCCGAGAGGCAAAGACCCCUACAAUGCCAGAGCAGCCCAUCGAGCAAAGGGCUCCUGUGGAGGAGUGGCGCUCACACAACACCGUGGAACAAUUGAUGAGGGAUUCUGAAGCCACUGGGAUUUCUAUUAGAGAUCUUUUCCUGGAACGAACGAAGCCACUUCAUGAACUGCUUGCUGCUAUGCACAGGUCUGAGGAACUGAAUCUCCAUACUUCUUCGCUGUUCAACCCCGCCAACCUCUCUCAGCGUGUCGACAUGAAGUGCACUGCCGAUGACUAUGACCUGCUCAGACAUCCCAUUGAGUUGACCGAGGACCAUCGGAAGACCCUUUUGCGCGGGGAGUUUGUUCGCAUUGGUACCGAGGCCAAGAAUCGAUGUCUGAUCACCCCACGUGGCUGCGUGAUCCCCCAUCUAUCGACUGAAGAAGAGAAUAAGUACAUCGAGCUGGAGAAGAGAAUGAAUGAUGUAGUGGAUCCUACCUUGGAUGGACCCGAUCCCAGCAAUCGCAGUGGUGGUCUCGAAGCGCUUUUCGCGACUCCCGAGAAAUUUAACAUUUGCUGGGUGGACGACACGUCAAACAGACUGGGCGCUACAUCCCCGAAUGCAGCGCUGGUUGCGGCGGAAUCGCCCGAAUCCGCCUCCACGCUGCCACCGAAUGUGCUGUCUGCUAUGGACGCGGACACAACUCGCACUCAUAAUUGGGCAGUCGCAAACACUGCCGAGCUGGUCAACUCGACCCCGGCUGCUGUGCGAUCUUUCGCCGCAGCCACCGCCAAGCACCUCCUCGGCGGAGGCAUUGCGUCCGGAAACAACCCUGACUUGGAAGAGCUUGCGGCCCUAACGGAUGAUGAACUGAAAGCAUUCGCGGGUAAGUCGCAGAAAGACCUGGAAGGAACCCGCAAGGAGGUGGACUCGCUGGACAAGAAGUUUUCCGCUCUUCUUCGGCGGAACAAAAAGCUCGCUCAGCAGGCUCUGGCCAUCGGAUCCAAGGAUGAGUAA